AUGGCCACUCUUGCUUCGAAUUGGUAUCUUCGUGAGGUUGAGAGUGGAAAACUUGUGUUGCCUGACUACGAAACGAAUGAAGAUGAUGAGCUGAAGAUUUACUAUGGUGAACUCUUCUGUCGGGUCCCAGACUGCGUGAGAGCUCAGAAGAGAUAUACCGCGACGAAUAAUCUCCGUACCCAUUUGCUCACCCAUGACGGCAUCAAACUGGAAGAGGGCCUGGUUGGUGGACGUGUCACACAGAAGGAAAUGGAUAAAGCAAUCAAAUUCUACAAAAGUCUUUUCUCUGGUGCGGAACCCCAGAAGCCAGCAGAGGGUAGUGCUUCUAGCGCUCAAACUGCUAGUCCUUCUACUCCCACCCUGCCCAUGAAGAAGGACGGUACUGUUCAUGUGACUAAUAUGCGCAAGAAAGUUGUUGAGCUUGGGCAUAAGGUGCCUUGUGACUCUUGUGGAAAGCGCAAUGACUACUGCAAGGACGUGAACAAAUGUGAUUAUUUUAUUCUCUUUAAUUGUGGUUCAGUCUGCCCGACUCCUGCGUCUCAGGUGGACACAGAGGAUGAACUAGGUGCUGAGGCCUGA
This is a messenger RNA of Aspergillus fischeri NRRL 181, 579 nucleotides long. RefSeq lists its product as uncharacterized. Bases 1 to 579 code for a protein of 192 amino acids. NCBI's taxonomy places the organism in Eukaryota, Fungi, Ascomycota, Eurotiomycetes, Eurotiales, Aspergillaceae. The transcript is spliced from 6 exons. The record is from RefSeq and is a predicted model, not a curated record.